This is a messenger RNA of Lodderomyces margitis, 1455 nucleotides long. RefSeq lists its product as uncharacterized. Gene Ontology annotation, molecular function: protein kinase activity; ATP binding. The record is from RefSeq and is a predicted model, not a curated record. Gene Ontology annotation, biological process: protein phosphorylation. NCBI's taxonomy places the organism in Eukaryota, Fungi, Ascomycota, Pichiomycetes, Serinales, Debaryomycetaceae. The coding region runs from base 1 to 1455 and encodes 484 amino acids. The transcript has a single exon.
AUGAGAGUUACUUCAAAUGACGAGAUAGAGGUAUACGAAGAAGUUGGAAGAGGUGGGUUCGGUGUAGUUUACCGUGGCAUAAUCAAAUCUAAUCUUGAGGAAGUUGCAAUCAAACAAAUCGACCUAGAGCAGGACACAACUGACUUGAUUGAAAUCAACAAGGAAAUACAAAUUCUUAGCGAGUGCCGAUCACCGCAAAUAACAUCCUACUACGGUUCAUUCGUCAAGAAUUACAAGUUAUGGGUCAUCAUGGAGUACGUUGAUGGAGGGUCGAUAUUUGAUUUGUUGAGCCCGGGCAAUAUCUCCGACGAGGCGACCAUUGCAUAUGUCGUGAAGGAGGUUCUAUUGGCGUUAAAAUACCUACAUAACCAGGGCAAGAUUCAUCGCGAUUUGAAAAGUCAAAACAUAUUGGUCAAUAAGAAAGGCGAAAUCAAAUUGACUGACUUUGGCGUUAGUACGCAGUUGAGUUCAAGUUUUUCCAAGCGAAACACUACGGUGGGCACUCCUUAUUGGAUGGCACCAGAAGUCAUAUUGAAUUCGGAGUCAGGCCAUGGUUUUAAAGCUGAUAUUUGGUCAUUGGGCUGCUGUGCUUAUGAAAUGUUGACGGGGAAACCACCGUUGCAAAACCAUAUUGCUCCAAUGAGAGCGUUGAGGUUAAUAUCGCAAUGCCAAAAAGAUGGUGAUUUCGCCAAACUUAUAGAGUUGGAACUGUUGGAUGCAUCACAGAGCUUUAGGGAUUUCCUAGGUGUUUGCUUUAUUGAAAAUUCAAAAGCCAGAUACGAUGCCAACAAAUUGUUGAAACACGAGUUUGUUAAUCGAAAUAUUGACAAUGGUUCGAAACGAAUUAGAAAGUUAAUUACUAGGAAACAAUUGUGGAUUCAGCAGAAUGCAAGCUUCAAACCACGAUCAUUUUACGUUGAGACUCAGAUGCGUGAUAAUCAAGAUAAAUGGAGUGACAAGGGUGAAGGAAAUUCCAAAGACACCGAAGUGCAAUUUGAUAUUAGUUCCAUCAGUCUUAGUGAUCAUGAUAACGAUACUCUUCGUGGUGGCCUGGUGCAGAAAGACCCUCUUGCUGAAACCAAGUCUCAUUUUGGAAAAGUACAUGCAAAGGCUAUGAGUAAGAUUGAAUCAAAGUACGGAUUACUGAAUGAUCAGUUGAAAUCAUUUAACCGUCUUGAAGAUGAAAUGACGGUGCUUAUUACAGAGACAAAUGAAAAAAUAGUUCUUUUCCAGUACUUAAAGUAUCUAUACAGGGAGUUAUCCAAAGAGAAGAAUAAACAAUUGGGGAAGCAAAUUCUACCUUCAACCGCACAACGCGAGGAACCAACACCAAGCACAACGGCAUCAACAACUUCUUUAAAAAGUCAAAAUCAAUUCAACAAGUUCGAUGAAAUUGAACUGCGUCUUAUGGAUUCAUGUAUAAGGAAAAUGAAGGCACGACACGGCCGGCAUUAG